Paramormyrops kingsleyae is the source of this 2166-nucleotide messenger RNA. Its product is annotated as probable peptidyl-tRNA hydrolase 2. Lineage: Eukaryota; Metazoa; Chordata; Actinopteri; Osteoglossiformes; Mormyridae. Gene Ontology annotation, cellular component: cytosol. The record is from RefSeq and is a predicted model, not a curated record. Gene Ontology annotation, molecular function: peptidyl-tRNA hydrolase activity; protein binding.
UUCCCGACGGUUGCAAUUUCGUGCGGAACCCGGAAGCUGGGGCGAGCCUGACUUCGCGUCUGAAGCCAGUGAGAUGCGUAAAUUGAGCCGUUGACGUUUUGUGCGAUGGACUAAGGUGCUGAAAAUCGGCUAUUCUUGCAUUCGCUCCCUUGCGAUUCCCUUUAAGCCUGUGGGAUUAACGGCCUCGCUACGUCUAGCUGGCUGGCGUACGGAACACUCACUUCGUGACAAGCUACACAGAAAGAGUAGCUGGCUGGCUAUCGGGCCAGCUAGCCGUAUCGUCGGGUCCAUCACAUUACAAAGCAUCGCUGCUAUUAAGCUGCGCAACACGCAGAGUAGAGACUAUGGAGCCAUCGGAGCAGGCUGUUCCAGACUCAGGUUCCCAGGAGGUGAAUCCUGUUUACCUUCAGCAGCUAAGGGAACUGGACAUUCCAGAGGAGGCUGCAAAGCAGGCACUUCUACACACCCGGAACGUUUCUGCUGAGGAAGCAGCCAUGUACUAUUUCAACAAACUGGAAAAUGAGGAGGAAGGUGACGAGGAUUUGAUGUUUAAGAUGGUGUUCAUUGUAAACAUGGACCUGUCUAUGGGGGUGGGGAAGGUGGCUGUGCAGGUGGGGCACGCAGCGGUGGGCCUGUACCAGGCGCUACAGGAGAAGAACAGCUGGAGAGAAAUGGCCUGGAAGUGGGACCAUGCUGGGGCGAGGAAGGUCGUGGUGCAGGGCACUAACAUGGCACACCUGUUAGAGCUCCAGGCUUUGGCCAUGAGUCUUAACCUACCUACUUACUUGGUCCAGGAUGCCACCCGCACCCAGGUGGAGUCUGGCUCGUGCACUGUUUUGGCCAUCAUGGGAGAGGAGGAAAUGGUCAACAACGUGAUCGGGAGCCUGAAGCCGCUGUAAAGACCCAGAUGGGACUUGCUUGGCCAUGCAGCAGCGGCACACAGACAGCAGGGGGCAGCAGCUGGCCGAAACAGAGGAGUCUCCGCAUGCAAUGGUGUAUAAUAAAUAAAACAUGAGCAAGCCACACUUACACACACAGCCAUUUUUAUUCUACUCCCUUUCUGUACGACCGGCUGGGGGUUGCAGGAGAGGAAUGCUGCUUAAGAUAGGGGAACGACUGGUUCUGCAGCAUGUUCUAAUUGACUGAAAGUAAAUAAUAGAUUGAAUUUCAGAAAAAUUAGGUGAAAUUAUCAUUUAAAUAUAACUUAGUAGCUAGUUAAAGUAGUCCUUUAUGAAGACAGAUCACAGAUCAAUCUGAUUAUGAACCACGACAUCUAUCAUUCUCUCCUUAUACUGAAAAUACUUCUUGGUGAAGGAGCUGAAAAACCAAGUUAUUUUAAGCAUAUUUAUUGUUGAAGCAGUUGUGCAAUCCAGUUUGUUGUACUGACAUCAUUUUGGAACCUGGAGUUUUAUCUUUUGUCAUACUGGCAGGGUUCUGUUGGUAAAGACUUGGGAGUUUCUCACUUAAGACCUGUGCUGACAGACACAAGACCAUGUAUACUGUAGACCGUCUUUUCCAUUUCAAUGUUUUAUAAAUCGUGUUGUCUUUAAUCUUCUGAGGUCUUUGUGGAAUCACAUUGUUUUUAAAGAGGAAAAUGUUAUUUUGUUUAUAAUGCCUACACUUAGGAAUGUGUUGCAUUAAGCAGUUUUUUUUUUGUUUUGAAUGUCUUAAUUUGUGUAUUUUUGUGCUUGCCAGAGAAACACUUAAGGGCCUCAGCCUCACCAUACCAAGAUGAUGUAUAUUUGUGCAUAAAAAUAGGUCUUUUCUUUUGGGGGGUUCAUGGUACCUAGAGCACACAUUGUAGGAACUGUGUGCAGGUUCAUUGCAUUAGCAGUCUGGUAGUGGUUGGGAAGUCAUCACGUGCUCCUUGUGAGUAAUCACACUAAAUACGUUUGUCCUAUGUGUUGUGGCUGUACGUUACUGUUGGAAGCAUUUGCAUUUUUAAUAUAAUGCACUGUAGAAUCAUAUUACUUUUUCUAAGGGAUGUGUGUUUACUAUAUAAGUAUCGUUUUGACAUUUGUAGCAUGGAUGAACUUAAUUCUUGAAUAUGAAUGACAGAAAAUUUAUAUUCUCGAUAUUUAAAUGGAAAUUUAAGACGAUGUCUAACAAAAAUGAAAAUUCUUUCAUUAAUAAAUGUUAGGCUCUGUGCCCUAUCUAUACCCUGAA